CUUCCUUCCAAUUUCCAGGCUUCUUUUUUGACUUGUCUUUUACUCUUUUUCUUCCGUUCCACGCGCUUUCCAUUCAGUCUAAGAAGAAAGAGAGAGAGAGAGAGAGUAAACAAACAAGCAUUAACACAAUUCCCCAGGAAAAUCAAAUAACCCACACAACGCAAACAUGCGACCAAAGAAUGAACCAGUCAACCAACCAACCAUAAUACCCAAAUGAUCCAUCAUCAUACCCUCCUUCCCUUUCCUUCCUCUCUUUCUCUGACUAUCCCUGCACUUUCCCCCAAUCGAAACAAGGUACAACACUAAACCCCCUUGCCGAUUUCAUUCAACUACUCAGUCACCGACGCACCCCACCUGACCUUCUCAUGGAAGAGAAGCGAAUCGGCGAGGAACUCAGUUACCCGAUCCUACUCGCCGAGCGAGUCCGCUCCGCUGUUGAGGAGGCUGAUUCCUUCAAGUUAGAGUGUAGUACCAUCGGCAAUUACACCGAUAUGCUCGCUGAGAAGCUGCGGUUACUUGUCCGCUUCACCUGUUCUGCUCAAUCGUUCUAUGAGCGGCCUGUUCGUCGGAUUAUCGCCGAGGUUUUCAAGAAUCUCGACCGUGCCCUAACCCUAGUACGCAAGUGUAAGCGCCGGAAUGUGCUGCGCCGGGUUGUUACGAUCAUCAGCGCCACUGAUUUCAGGAAAGUGCAAAAUCUCCUUGAAGCUUCUGUUGGUGACGUGAAAUGGCUCGAGAGUAUCUUAGGCUUCGGAAAUGGCGCUGCGGGUGAGGAUGUUGGUAUUGAUCUUACUCUUCCGCCAAUUGCAAGCAACGAUCCAAUUCUCGCUUGGGUUUGGUCCUCUAUCGCUUCUAUUCAUGUCCGCCCAUUACCUGAAAAAAUUGAAGCUGCUAAUCAACUAGCCCAGCUUGCCCAAGAUAAUGAUCGAAACAAGCAAAUUAUAGUGGAAGAAGCCGGCGUUCCGCCGCUGUUGAAGCUGUUAAAGGAGACUGAUUCGCCGGAGGCGCAAAUUGCGGGUGCCACUGCGCUUCUGUACUUGGCUAAUGAUCAGGAGAGGGUAACGACUAUUGUGAAUGAACAAGGGGUUCCCAUUGUAGUGAAGGUUCUGGCAGAUUCUCCAAUGAGGGUUCAGACUCUGACGGCCAGUUUGGUGGCAAGAAUGGCAGAAAACGAUUCCGUUGCGCAGGAUGAUUUCGCAAGGGAGAAUGUAAUUCGACCGCUUGUCACGCUGCUAUCUUUCGAGACUUUCUCUGAUGACCAAAUGGUUCAGUUGGGUAAGCAGAGUAUUCAUUCUAUCAUUCAGAUUAACAAAGAAAUGGAGAAAAAUUCGAUAAAUGGGUCGAAGAAUAACCAUCAUUAUAGGCCAUAUAUGACUUCAUUUUCCAGUUUUCACUCGGAGGGGAGUAGUAGAGGUGGAAAUAGGAAAGGGAGGGAAAAUGAGAAGCCUGAAGUAAAGCUUAAGUUGAAAAUUAGUUGUGCAGAGGCUUUGUGGAUGCUUGCUAGGGGAAGUGUGUCAAAUAGUAAGAGAAUAACAGAGACAAAAGGGUUGCUUUGUUUGGCGAAAUUGGUCGAGAUGGAAGAAGGGGAAUUGCAAUACAAUUGCUUGAUGACUAUAAAGGAGAUAACUGCGGCAGCUGAAUCCAAUGCCGACCUUAGACGUGCAGCUUUUAAGACUAAUUCCCCUGCUGCCAAGGCAGUUAUUGAUCAGCUCUUGAGGGCGAUUAAAGAAUCGGACAGUCCAAAGUUGCAAAUUCCAGCCAUAAGAUCGAUUGGUUCAUUGGCUAGAACUUUUCCGGCUAGGGAAACUCGAGUUAUCGGUCCUUUAGUUGCCCAGCUUAGUAGUAGGAGCCAGGAAGUGGCAACAGAAGCUGCCAUUGCACUGGGGAAGUUCACUUGUUCAGAGAAUUUUCUGUGUGAUGCUCAUUCAAAGGCAAUAGUGGAGUUCAAUGGUGUACUACCUUUGAUGAGAUUGCUGAGAGGGAAUGAACGGGCACAGUUUCAUGGAUUGAUUCUCCUAUGUCAUCUUGUAUUACAUGCUGGGAACAAUGAAGCUUUGGAACAAGCUAGGGUGUUGACUGCCCUUGAGGGAGUAGACCGGACGGUGCUUGCACAACAUCCUGAGUUGAGAGAAUUGGUGUCUAUGGCUAUUUAUCACAUCAAUCUCUAUCACACUAGUGCUCAUUCUCAAAGGUUUUCAUUUGUGCCUUGACACUACAUUUAGGGCCACCGACUUUUUUUUUUUUUUU
Hevea brasiliensis (rubber tree) is the source of this 2244-nucleotide messenger RNA. RefSeq lists its product as uncharacterized. Gene Ontology annotation, molecular function: protein binding. Bases 366 to 2207 code for a protein of 613 amino acids. Gene Ontology annotation, biological process: cell surface receptor signaling pathway. The transcript has a single exon. NCBI's taxonomy places the organism in Eukaryota, Viridiplantae, Streptophyta, Magnoliopsida, Malpighiales, Euphorbiaceae. The record is from RefSeq and is a predicted model, not a curated record.